This is a messenger RNA of Puma concolor (puma), 1926 nucleotides long. It is a transcript of the gene RNF34, whose product is annotated as ring finger protein 34. Gene Ontology annotation, biological process: proteasome-mediated ubiquitin-dependent protein catabolic process; negative regulation of extrinsic apoptotic signaling pathway via death domain receptors; protein K48-linked ubiquitination. NCBI's taxonomy places the organism in Eukaryota, Metazoa, Chordata, Mammalia, Carnivora, Felidae. Gene Ontology annotation, molecular function: ubiquitin protein ligase activity. Gene Ontology annotation, cellular component: cytoplasm; plasma membrane. The record is from RefSeq and is a predicted model, not a curated record.
CGAGGAGCUGCUAUGGUGCUUAGUUCCCCGGCAGAGCCGACCGAGACGCGGCGGUAGCGGCCAUGAAGGCGGGUGCCACGUCUAUGUGGGCUUCAUGCUGUGGGCUGCUGAAUGAAGUCAUGGGAACUGGAGCUGUCCGGGGCCAGCAGUCAGGAUUUGCAGGAGGCACCGGUCCAUUCAGAUUUGCACCAAACUCUGAUUUUUCCACUUACCCACCAGCACCUACGGAAGGGCCUAAUAUAGUUUGCAAAGCCUGUGGACUUUCAUUUUCAGUCUUUAGAAAGAAGCAUGUGUGCUGUGACUGCAAGAAGGAUUUUUGCUCCGUCUGUUCAGUCUUACAAGACAAUCUCCGUAGAUGUUCCACUUGUCACUUACUACAAGAGACGGCCUUUCAGCGCCCACAGUUAAUGCGACUAAAAGUCAAGGAUCUCCGGCAGUAUCUCAUUCUUCGAAACAUCCCCAUUGACACCUGUCGAGAGAAGGAAGACUUGGUAGAUCUCGUUCUCUGCCACCGCGGGCUGGGCUCUGAGGACGACUUGGACACGAGCAGUCUGAAUUCCUCACAGUCCCAGACUUCUAGCUUUUUCACACAUUCAUUUUUUUCAAACUACACAGCCCCUUCUGCUACCGUGUCUUCGUUUCAGGGAGAGCUUAUGGGUGGAGACCGGACCUUGGCAUCUGGAGCGCUGGCACAGGUACAAAGUGAAAUAGCUUCAGCAAACACAGAAGAAGAAGAAGAAGAAGAAGAAGAAGAUGAUGAUGAUGAUGAUGAAGAUGACGAAGAUGAUGAGGAUGAUGACGAUGAAGAAAACUUGGAGGAGCGGAUGCCCGGCCUCUCCAAGAAGCGAGUGAGAGCUUCGCUCUCUGACCUGUCGAGCCUUGACGAGGUGGAAGGGAUGAGCGUGCGGCAGCUGAAGGAGAUCCUGGCUCGGAAUUUUGUCAACUAUUCUGGCUGUUGUGAGAAAUGGGAGCUGGUAGAGAAAGUAAACCGGUUAUACAAAGAGAAUGAAGAAAACCAAAAGUCAUAUGGUGAGCGGCUGCAGCUGCAGGAUGAGGAAGAUGACAGCCUGUGCCGUAUCUGCAUGGACGCCGUCAUCGACUGUGUCCUGCUCGAGUGUGGGCACAUGGUCACCUGCACCAAGUGCGGCAAGCGCAUGAGCGAGUGUCCCAUCUGCCGGCAGUACGUGGUGCGCGCCGUGCAUGUGUUCAAGUCCUGAAGUCCAGGUUCUUCCCGACAGGACGCUCGCCCCACGCUUGAUCCCAGACAUUUCAAUGCACAGAAGGGACUGGAAACUUACUGUUCAGAGGCUGAGACUAUUUUUAAAGAUUAUUUUCACUACUAACUGGGGACAGAAAGAUUCGAUCCUAAGUUGUGGCAACAUUGGUCCAUGCCAUGCACCUAUCAGCCUGUGGACAAGCCGUUUCCCAGGUUUUGCUGGGUUUCAUCCCAUGUCCAUGAUCACUAAUUGCUGACGAAGUCAGACUGCUUACAGCGUCAGCUACUGCUCCCUUUGGAGAACACUUAUCCUGUUCUCUUAUUUCUCCUUCAUCCUAUUUUUAACUUAAACUACUCAGAUGUUUGAAACUUCUGUUCUUUGGAUGAGAUCACUGUCCACAAGUGGCCAACACGGUACACGCUGAGCAGUGUCCUCUCUAAUGUUCACUUUAUUAGUCAUGUAUAUUUUAAAUGCUACUAUUUGAUGAAUGUAAGUUUCCACAUUGUUGCUAUUUCUGCGUUUAAACGUAAUUGGGAACAAAGGACAUUCUAUAGUCAACUGCCAGGGCCUUAGAUUCAACAUGUCCAUUUCUGUUCAGGUACAGCUUUUUAGAGUAAGGGCUGCCUCUAGCUUCGUUCAUUAGAGAAGUGUGUGUGUUAAAAUCUUUAUUCACGUGUAAUCAGUUUACACUGUUUUGUAUAGUGAAAGU